AUACGUGUAACGUAUAACGCCAAUGACUGAAGAGAGUCUACUUUGUUUUCUCUUUAUUCUUUGUUCCUGGCGUUUGGCUGCACUUUCUUGUUUGUUAUAUAUAGUUUUUAUCAUUAUUUUGUAAAAUUGAGGAACACGCCGAUGGCCGAUGGUCAACAAGGACAGAGCGGCCAGCAGCAGUUCAAUGCGAAUGAUUAUUACUUGAAGCAGCAAGCUGUGCGGAUGCUUAGUGCAAUUCAAAAAGGAUACAAUGACAACUUCCAAACAGCACAGGUGUCAAUGCCAAACAGUCAAACUGGCCAGCAGGUCUCUGUUUAUAUGAACCACCAGGUUGGUAACAGUCCACUGUCACAACAACAGCAGCAGCAACACCAACAAACACAACAACAACAACAACAGCAGGGACAUCAACAGCAACAACCAACAACAAGUUCACACAACGUGCAGCAUCAACAGUUACAACAUCAGUUGCAGCAGGUACAGCAAGCCCAGCAGCAGUUUCAACAAAUGCAGCAGCUAGCUCAAAUGCAGCAACAGUUCCAACAACAAUAUAACACUGGUGGGGGAAGCACAAGUUCCAACAGUAGCAAUCUUUCCAUCAGUGGUGGAUCAAGCCUAACACAUGAUACCUCAACGUUUUCCCCCUCAAGGAGGGGCCGAAAACCCACAGAUAAACGCAAACGAAAGCGGCACACUUUUGUUAAGCGUCCAACAACCGCAUACCUCUAUUUUGUGUCCAAAUACAGAGAAACUUUAAAAGAAGCAGGAGAAGUUGUUCCUAAAGCCAAGAUUAUAACACAAGCAUGUGCGGAGAAAUGGCGGCACAUGACAGAAGAUGAGAAGGAGCCAUUCUUAGAGCUGGCACGACGAGAUAGAGAACGGUGGCAACAAGACAAGUCGUUAGAAAAAAGGCCUCGGGAUCCAAACAGACCAAAACGACCACCCUCUGCUUAUUUCUUAUUUUUAGCAGAUUUUCGGAAGUCAUAUCCUAACAAGACAGAUCCAGCAAAGGAAAUUACCAAGAAAGCAGGAGAACAAUGGAAUGGCCUUUCAGACAUGGAAAAGACGCCAUAUUACCGAAAUGCUCAAGUAGAACGAGCGAAAUGGGAGUUAGAUUUAGAGGCGUACAAGCAGUCGCAAUCUCUCGGUACACACAAACAAGAGGUUGCCGCUUGGAAAGAACUGCAAAAAGGAAAUACUUCAAUGAAUAGAGGUUUGACCAUCAAUCCGAACCAACAUGUUGGUUCUUCAUCGGACGUUUCAUCGCCAUCACCUGGAACAAAUGUAACAUCAAUGCCUAAUUUGAUGGCAGGACAAGCCAACUUGAUGGGUGGCACAAUUUCAUCCGUACCCGCAGCAGAAUCGCCAUCACCUGUUAACGCUGGUUUAGGUCAGUCAAUGCAGCAGCAACAGCAGCAGUCACCUCAGGGCUCUUCUCAGACUGUUUAUGCAUAUCCUACACACCACAUGCUCGGUGGUACUCAGGCCUCAAAUUUACAGUUUCACACUGCAAGAUGAAGAGGUCUGAAGAAGAUCACAAGCAUUGUACUGAUGUCUUGAGUUGAAGACAAUGUAGCAACAUUUCAUCUCGUUUUAAAGGACAUCUUCAAUUCCACGAGGCCAAAAAGUACAUGGCAUAUGUUCGGGGCCACACAGCCUCAACUCGUGGGAUGAGCUGAUGGGUCAGUAUUAUAAUCACACGGAGGGGCCCAGCGUCAACCUUUCCAUUUUCACAAGUUUGUAUAUAUCUUUCAACGCCAACUAUUCUAAUCUCUGUUGCUGACUGCAGCUAGAGAACAAAUGUUUUGUAAUUGUACCUCAGUUGGCCCAAUGGGUUUUAUUCUAUAUUAUGAUCAUGGACUUUGCUUUAUUAAUAAUGGAUUAAAAUUUUUGUUUUUGAUGUUGUUGACUCAUCUGGGCUAUUUUUGGCCUGAAAACCUUAGUGACCUCAAUCUAGUGGUGCUGAAGGAAUAAUAACACUGAGUUUGGCUUCAUUUUUUUUAUAGUAUUGUGAAAAAUGGGUCAUUAUCUCUGGAACUCAAACUUGGCCAAAAAUUAUUAAGAAUCUGUGUUGGUCAAUAUAGUUACUCUACUUCUGUUUUGUUCAUCACCUAAAAAUAAACAAAUAUAGAUGGGCAUCUUGAAAGUUUCAUAUUUUGCUAAAUUAGAUUUUAUGCUCGUACCUCAUUUUGGGCCACAGUCAUUAAGUUUGCCAAUUUUGCCUUCCAUUCACUUUUUUUCUGUAAAGGUUACUUUAAUAGGUUAUCGUUGCAAUUUUCUUCACUGUCAUACCAGCUCAGAACUGCGGAUGAAACUGCCCCAUUCAAAAGAUGUCAUUAAAUUUUUGUACAGUGCCUUGAUAUUGGGGAGGCGUGAUACAUUUUGCGGCUCGGCACCAUGAUUCUGAAUACAGCCUGGCCUAUUACAGUGCUGCCAAACAUCCUAUAAAAUUUCGGCUAAUGAAAAUUUUAAUUUGCAUAUAUUCCAGACUUGACUCGAGUUUGAUAAUAGACGAUAAAACGAUUUUAUAUUAGAAUAUUUAUUUUUGAAUUGAUUCGGAUUCAUGAUAAAUGAGUUAGAAUUGUAUUGAUUGGACUGGUGAACAACUUUUGAUUGCUAAACAUUUCGCCCAAGUAUAUUUGAUUAGUCUACCUCAAUUUCUGCUUGCGCAAAUAAUUUAUUUUUGUAACAAGUCUCUCGUCUUAGUUUUUCAAGUUGAUUUUUAGUUGUCUACUGUUCCUGACUACAUAGAAACAUGAUCAUGGUCAAGUGUCUUGCGACUGAAUUAUUUUUAUGUCAUGGUCACAGUGUCACUUCACAAUGUUGUUUUUAUUUUGUUAUAUUUUGAUUAGCGGGUCAAUUAACCACCGCUACCGUCAUUCCACCAUUCCAAUUUUCAUUAGUACAGGAGUAGUAAAUAAAUUUAUACAUAAUAAUGAUCUCACGAGCAUUCUUGAGAUGCUUUGCUUAUUGCGAUUUUUGCAAACUUAUUAAGGUAUCUUUAAUCAUGUCCUGUGAUUUUUAAAGGACUAUUUGUUUUAAUUGUUUUAUUAACUAACAUGUUUAUUUUCUAUUAAAUUAGUUGCUCAAAGUUUGAGUUGAUAAACUAUGAGAGUUUGAAAUAUUAUUAAAUACUUAUUGUAUUGUAGUGAAGUUCACUAAUUAUUAUACAAGUUACUGCCACUUCAUUUUUCAUUCAUUGUAAUUCUCACGGAGUGGGGGAUGGUUUAUGUCAUUUCUUAAAACGAUGCAUUUGAACUGUUUCUAUUCUUCUAUGUCUCAACUACACUCAACAACGUUUAUCUGUAUUGGUGCAUACCAUCAAGUUUUGUGCACUUAAUUACCUCUAUAUGAUCUGAUUUUUAAAAAUUUUCAGUUGACAUUUAUUUUCUGCUAAGCGUGGUCCUAAGAUUGAACUUAGCUCCGCAUUCUUGUUCCACUCUCAUAGGCAUUGCUUUGUUAUAAGUGAAUUUUAAAAGCAUUUUGACAUAAGUAUGUCUCAUGUCAAAUCGAGAGGAGCAACCCCCUUAUUGUGCUAUGGUUCUACUUCUAGGUGUUAAUUCAUUCGACGUAUCACUCAAAUCAAUAACAGUCUAUCAACUACCUCUUUUUUUUAUCAAGUACUUGGCUUGGCUUCAAACCAUCCCCUGGUCUUUAUUAUGUUUAUUAUCUAUUGUUUUAAUAAUCCAUCAUCGUUACAUGCGGUAUCUAUUAUGUAACUAAACAUUGCUGUCAAAAUGGCACAAAUUUGCUAUGAAUGAGUUGUCAAAUUGAGUUCUGCAUCCAUUGGAUGUUUUGAAAUUUCAAUACUGUUACACCCCGUGUUAAUUUCUGACAUCGCUAUUUUGAAUGAAAUUUUCGUUCUUUUUGGACACCUCUCAUUUAUAGCUAGUAAGUGUACAUUUUGGAUUGAGAUCGUCGUUCGCAGCAAACGUUCCCUACUGAAACUGACAGCAUGCGAACCUUUGGAAUCUGGGAUAAGGUGUCGCUUCCUUUGUUUCAAUUUCUAUUUUAUGUAAGCGCAGAAUUUUCUUUUUAUACAGAAACAAAAUACUGCACUGCAAAAGUUGCAUGUAGCACGAUUUCAUGAGUUCGUAAAUAUGAUUCGUAGAUGAAUAAAUCUUCAUAAUUUGGUUCA
Messenger RNA from Styela clava, 4138 nucleotides. RefSeq lists its product as uncharacterized. The record is from RefSeq and is a predicted model, not a curated record. NCBI's taxonomy places the organism in Eukaryota, Metazoa, Chordata, Ascidiacea, Stolidobranchia, Styelidae. Gene Ontology annotation, biological process: regulation of transcription by RNA polymerase II.